Messenger RNA from Erpetoichthys calabaricus (reedfish), 6038 nucleotides. RefSeq names its product Rho guanine nucleotide exchange factor (GEF) 11 (gene arhgef11). Gene Ontology annotation, molecular function: G protein-coupled receptor binding; guanyl-nucleotide exchange factor activity. Bases 691 to 3396 code for a protein of 901 amino acids. The record is from RefSeq and is a predicted model, not a curated record. Lineage: Eukaryota; Metazoa; Chordata; Cladistia; Polypteriformes; Polypteridae. Gene Ontology annotation, cellular component: cytoplasm. Gene Ontology annotation, biological process: G protein-coupled receptor signaling pathway. The transcript has 30 exons.
UGACACCUGACACUGCCUGUCUGCACCUGGACCUCAGCGACCGUUUUAGAAACGCAAGGAAUAAGAAUAACAUCGGCCGGGUGGCCGACAGGGGGGCGGAGUGUUUCGAAAUAGUGAUCUGAAGAGAAAGACAUGGGUUUAAGGCUGCGAACGAGUGAAACAUUUAGGAAAAUCUGGUAUCUUCGCAUUCGCCUAAGUAAAUUCAGGACAGCUCGACACCCAGAACGGGAGCACACUGCAAACGGACUUAGUUUUCUGUAAUAAUGUUGUAGUUACACUAAAGAAACGAAUACGUAAUAUGUAAAAAUAUCGAAUCGUGUAUUUAUUAUUGUCUAUCGCGCAUUUCCAGUUUGUUGUUUUAUUCAACCUGGUGAGAUUAAGGCCGCACUUGAACUCCGCAGGGUCCUUUCGGUCUUGGAAUCGGAGACGUACAGAGAAGCAAUCGCCUUGCAGUGGUCACGGGAGACCGGGGAUUAAAGGUUUUUGGCUCCUCACUUUUUUGGUGAAGAUGACUAAUUUGAUUGGCAGGAUCUAAUAUUAGUGUCAUCAUGACUGCACAACCUCCUGGUUCCUCUCCGGAAAGAAUUAAAGCUGGAAGUGGGACAGACUAAUGGAGCACCUACUUAUUGUACACAAAGGUUGACCAGUCAUUGGGAAUUGGACAUCGACCAUACAAGCUCUGCCAAUGAGAUGGAGCUGUCCCAGGCAGACUACCCAAAUGAGAAUGCAGGAUUUAUGCAAAGAUGCGUGAUCAUCCAAAGGGAUCAGCAAGGAUUUGGUUUCACUGUGUGUGGAGAUCGGAGAGUACUUGUUCAGCAUGUAAGGCCUGGUGGAGCAGCAAUGAAAGCUGGAGUCCAUGAAGGCGACAGAAUAAUUAAGGUUAAUGGAUUACUAGUAUCUUCAAUGACUCAUCAAGAGAUGGUACGGGUUAUUAAAGCUGGUACCUAUGUUGCACUCACUCUGCAAGACCCACAGGACUCGUCCUUUUCUACCAGCAUAGCACCUAUUCUAGAUCUUCAACAGGUUGGAUCAAAUGGUGCAAUUCCUUCUCUGCAUCUUUCUCCACCUACUCCUACAACCUUUGCAGAUGUUCCCCAAGUCAGUGUACAUAGGCCUCGACAGGAAAACUUGAGUUCCAGAUCAAGUGAGUCUUCUGAUGGACAGCAAACAGCUGAGUCAGGUCACCUCUCAGUGGACUUACAGUGUGUGGAAAAUCAGGUAUUAAGAACAUCUAUUAUUGGUCCAGAAGAAAAUGAAGAUGAGGAGGAUGCAAAUCUUGAGGGUGGUCCAUUUCAAGAUGUAGAACGAUUAAAAUCUCAUCCUGCACAUAUGAUUGUGUUCAUGAGAUAUAUCUUCAGCCAGCUACUGAAUCCCAAUCCUUUGUUGUUCUUUCUCUCAGCUGAUGCCUACCUCAGUGCCAGCGUAAAGGACACCCAUUCAUUGGCACAACAAAUAUAUGCAAGUUUUCUUGGAAAUGAUGCACCAUUAAAAAUUCCAUUAUCCGAAGAACUUGGUUCAGAUAUUGAGAGCAGAGUGGAAGCACAGGAAGACAUCAUUGGAGCUCUGUCAGAAAUUCAAAAGCAAAUUUUACCCAGCAUUAAUAGACAAAUUCAAGACUACAGGAGCAAGCAGAUGAUCGGGCUUGGCCAUUUAUUUGGUGAAGGGGAUCUUCAAGAACUAGAAGAUGACCCAGCAAAAGAGAAGCAGAUUAUUGACCGACAAGUUGCUGCUCUGUGGGAUAUUCUGUGUAAACAUGAAGACCGUAGUUCCCCAAUGACCUCUGCGGUUAUUCUCUACCUGAGACACUAUGGUGUUAAAGUAAAGGAUUCCAGACUCUUAAUGAUGUUGAACCAGUCACAUGAGAAGGAGAAGUGGUCGUCAUUCUUUCCAAAACCAAAAAAGGUCAGUACUGCAAAGAAGGAGAGAGAAAAAGAAGGAAGUGAGGACAAGAAGAAAAAACUCAUUUUAAAAUAUAUUCCCAAGCCUAAGAUCCCAUCGCAGUCCAAUUUAAAUGUGGAAAUGCUACAAAGGAAGAACACACAGGAGUAUGGCCAGUGGAUUAGGAAGAAAGCCAAUGAUGCUGACAGAGAUGAUGAAAAUAAUCAAAAACUGGUAGACUACCAACAAAAGCUGGAUUUAUCUCAGUUGGAAAGAGUGUCCCACCCUGCUGUAGCACAACUCAAGAAACUGGAUCUGACCACUAAGAAAAUGAUCCAUGAAGGCCCUUUACUUUGGAGAGUGAGGAAGGACAAAAUAAUCGAGCUCCAGGCUCUCUUGCUGGAAGAUCAGCUUAUUCUUUUGCAACGUGUAGAUGACCGAUUUGUUUUACGCUUUCGUACUAAAUAUGUGGAAGGUGGCAGAUCAGACUUAAAAACGGUCUUUAGUCCUGUUAUUAAUCUUGAUUCAAUAUUGGUCAGAUUGGUUGCUACUGAUGCAAGAGCUCUGUUUGUCAUCAGUACAUCAGAAAGUCAGAUUUAUGAGCUGGUGGCUGGAACUUUAUCAGAAAAAAAUUUAUGGAAAAACUUACUUGAAGAAGCUGCCCAUCAAGCAUCUAAUAAGCCAUGUGCAUCGUCGGUCGGGUCAACUGAUCUGGAUCUUAAACCAGAAUCAUCUGAAACAGAAGUUGAUGUCUCUUUAAAAGGUGCUAUUUUCUCAGGACUCAGCACAGAGUUGCUAUCCUCAUGUUUAUGUGAGAAAGGAAUAGCUGACAGCGCUUUGCUUGAGGUUGAGAAACUUCGGCAAUUAAUUCUCUGGAGUGCUGACAACAGUAAGAGCUCUGACAUUCAGCAAGUAAGCGUAACUGAAGAUACCAAUGAAACAGUGAGUGAUUCCUUCCAAAUGUCACAGUCCACAUGUGCAAAGGACAGGACAAGCCACAACACUACUAACACCUUGCAAGAUCCUCACAGUACAGAGAGAGAACAGAGUAUUAAGGCUGUCCGUAAAGGAAACUUCUUUUACCUGGUGAUGGUACCAUGUCCUGAAGAAACCAGUAGAGAUGGAGCUGAUUUGAGCAACUCACCAAAACAUGAGUGUCAAGAAAAUGAAAAACUUUCAUUUUCCAAGGAGAACAAUGAGGACUAUGCAGAAUUUAACAACCUGCACAAACAACUUAUUCAACCGGAGACAAAACCUGAAAACCAUGUUAUUCACAGCAUUGAGAAAAUAUUUCAAGCUAUUGAAAACUUAACACUCAAGCUAGAAAAGCUAAAGAACAUUGAACUUGCACACUUUCAGUUGCUAAAAAACCUGUCAGCCUUCUCUGUGAGUGCACAUCAUCAGUCUCAAGAGAUGUCAUCUUUGAUGCCACUUGGCGUUGUUACUCAGUCCUGUCAAAGAGGUGCAGGAGAUGGCAAAGAAGAUAAUGCAGAAGAAAAUGAGCAAAUGAAGACCUGACCAACAGGAUUGUGAUUUUCUUUUUCUAUUGAAAUUAUUUUUAAAGACAGAAAAUUGACUCAGUUUUGCACAUUCUUGCAAUGACACAACACAGCAGCUUCUUGAUGGAUGUAGAAACGUGUAUUCAAGUGUCAGAGUAUCUGCAAUACUUAAUCACAUGAGCCUUAAGGAACAUGCUGAUAUUGAAAUGUCUAUGAACACACACAUUUCUCAUAUCGCACAAGAUUUAUUUUAAACAUAGGUUUAGAUUAUUCCUAGAGCACCAAGUAGUCUACUGUGAAUUCAUUAAAAUCACUCAGUUAAUACUUUAGCAAAUGACCACACAUGCUCAGUGGAGUUUGCAUAGCAUUCUGCUGCUAUUUUCUGUUGUUUCCUAAUAUACUUUGGAAAUAACAUGCAACUUCUUAUUUUCCAAUGGACAACUUUUCAGACUGGAGUCUGCUCCUUAUCUUAAAUUUAAUUCUUUAGAUUUUUAAUUUUUCACAUUAAAAUUUGACAGUUUUUAAUACUCAUUAAGUACCCAAACCAGUAAUUUUAUAGUAAUACCAUGUAAUUUUAACAUAAGCCUUUAAUCAAAUGUAAUAUUUAUCAGUUUUUGGGGAUGUUUUUAUUUUUAGAAUAAUCACAUUUUUAUUUAUUUUUGCAUGCUGAUUUUAGGGUUGACAUACCUGAGUUAGAUAUAAAAAUAUGAACGAUUACAAAUGCCUGUAUUUGUUGACUGUAGAAUGUAUGCACAUUUUGUUUCAAGAAUCCCAGUGACUUUUCUUGAUUUCUUGAAUUAUGUAUAUGAAAUUACAUACUUAACAUUGUGAUUUCUGUUGAUUUUAUGUAUACUGUAUUUAUAUUUUGGAUAAUCUUAUAGUAUGACAAUUUCACAUUAUUUUUUGGUAUGACAUUCUACAGUUUGGUAGAUCAUUUUUAAAUACAGGAGAUCCAAGCCAUAAUAUGAUGUUCACACCUAAGUGCUAGCUAUCGUUAAUUGAAACUGGAGCUCUAAAAUCAGGGGUGGCUGACAAUCAUCGGUAAUAAGAGUUUACCGCUUGUGUUAUCUGUUGAGUUUCUGGCAUAUGAUUAUUACUGGAGCAAAGGUUUGUACACUCAGUUUAAAUAUACCGAAUAUGGCUGCAUUCAGCCAUGGUCAUUAUGCAACUAGAGUUAGAAAAUAGUCUUUUAUAUUUUGUUUUUAAGUACUCGUGUGUAUAAGGACCCCAGUCAUGGUAUUGUCCAUAAUUAAAAUGUGUUGCGUAUAAUUUAUAUUAACUAAAAAAUGGGUCAUCUGCAUUUUUACUACACCAUUUCUAUUAACUACACUUGCUCCAAGCACUCUAUAUUACACGAAAAAGAUUACUCUAAGUCCAGUAUGACCAUUUUGUUAUUUCUGUGUAAGAACCACAGGAAAGAAUCCUGCCAGCUGUUAUCUGUAGGUUCUAUCGAUGACAGUAAUUCACAUUUCAAUAUCAAAUCAGAGUGUCCUAAUGUGAUUAAUCUGCAGGAUUCAGUAGUAGCGUACUAAUAGUAAAAAAAAAAAAAAAAAAAAAAAAUGUCAACAAGUAGACUGAUAAAUUCAAAGUUUUAAUUGGCGGAAGUAAACAAUACCAGAAUAGUGCCGCAAUAAAUCUUUCUAAUUUGGUGGUUUCAUUUUUUUUGGAAGUAAACUGUCUUCCUCCAGGAAAUAUAUAAAAGUGCAAUUGGUACUUGUAAAUAUUUCAAAUGUGAAUACGGGUAGGAGUGUAUGAUAAGACACUUAAACACUUUAUUUUUUCUUUAAGAUUCAGUUGUCUUUUGAGGUAGUGUAUGCUAUCUGUUUUUCCAACUAUUGCAGGUCUUGUACUUUGCGACCUUCAUAUGCUGCAAAACCUUGAUGAUCACAUACACUAUAUAAUGGAUGGCAGUGGUGCUUUUGUAGCACUUCACCAGUAAAGUCACAUUGCUCUGAGCUUAAUAAAUUACAUUUCCAUCAUGUUGUUUGUCACUAGCAAUUGGUUCCUAUUGAGAAGCCCUGAAAGCCUCCAAGCUGUGGGCUUUUUAAUUCCCUUAGUGUAGCACGAUUUUCGAGUGCAUGUAAAUUUUAAAAAAAGCAGUUUAAAAAAUGUAACUGGAAGAAAAUGUUAUCACCAGCUUAACUGUUUUAAAGUUGCUAGACUAGACUUCUUCACGCAAAACAAAUGAUCAAGCUAGUCUCGAUAAUAUAUGUCUGGAGACAGGCACGAGUGAAUUUUGGUUAAAGGUGAGUGGGAACCAUUAGAUGGCUCACUGUGUGUCGCAUUUCUAAACCAACCCAAUGUCUCGUGAAGGCAGACCACAAAGUAGAGGUGGUGAUUUCAAACUGCAAAGAUCAGAGGUGCUCUUGUCAACCUGAUCCGACAGACAGCAAACUUCUAAUUACAAAGAACUGUCUACAGUUGAAAAAAUAUCCUCAAAAAAUUCUUUUAGACAUAGAAGUGUGUUUUGCAUGUACAGACAGCACAGUUGCACGUUUUAAAAAUAAACGUAACCUGUUGCAAGAGAAAAACCAUUCUGUAGCAUCAGAUUAAACACUGACAUUCGACAGCAUCAAUGGAAAAACGGUAAACGUGAACGAUAUGUUGUUGCAGGUGCUGCAUGUGCUCUCUGUUGUUCACUGUUAACAUGAUAGUGGAGGA